UGAUUUUUGAAUGUCACAUGAACAGAAGCGAUGUGAUGCAACUGAUUAUAGAUAGGGCUGACUGUUCUCCCAUUGAUAGUAGCAUAUUUUAACUUUAUCCGUGUGGUAGACAAGAGACCUAAGAACAGUGGUAGAUGCAAGUGGUGCCAGACACUCACAUAUUGAGGGAAGCACCGAAUAGUUUGGUCAUCGAUUCGUAGCAUUAUCAUAUCUACUGUGACUGAAUGUACAAACUAAACCAGGAGACGACUGACUUAGUUUGUCUGUGGGUAUAUAAUAGGUUAAAGGGCACGUGCAUUUUAUUGGUGUAAAAAUUGUACCGUCUGAGUAACUGCAUGCACACUUCGACGCUACAAUGCAAUAUUUGCAGCCUUACACGAUCAGAAAUUGCUCUCUAGUGUGCAUGCCCACAUGUCUACGUCUUCGUAAAUGUGGCUGUCACAGCUACCACAGCCCCUCUCGCCUCCUUUCUUUGCAGUGGAAUUAUCGUAAUAUUAGUAUAAAACAAGCUAGCAACACUUGUCCAUAUGUCUGUACUACGAUCCAUAAUUCUAUCUCUAGUAGUGUUAGCCAACCAUAUAAUCUACCAUUAAUCGGAGCAAGACGCCGGACAUACAAGUCACUCGCCAACCCUGUAGGGAUUACUAGAGCUGUGACUGGUUUAGGUAAAGCACAGGCCAAUCCACUACAGCCAUCGGUGCUACAGAUACGGACGGAUAUACUCUGUGCAACACGUAGAAACAAUCAUAAUGUAGAACCAGGGCUCAACGUGCGCACGCACAUAAGCAGCCGACAUAAGAGCGCCGUAUCGCACCCUUUAGAGACCGACUAUAGGGAUACGCCAAGCUUUCCACGACUUUCAGAAGUACGCUUGCGUUUGCAAGGAUUAGUAUCAGGAAUCACGGCGGAUUCGCUGGAUGUGUCUACAAGCGAGGCGUACGACAUACUCGAUGAGGUGGACGAGGGUAUGCUGCUUGAAGUGGAAGCCGACCUUAGAGCUUCCGGGAGUGUUGUGGUGGCCUCUACGCGUCAUGUGAGUGUGCUUGAUCAGCUACACGGGGCUGGCUUGGGCGUUGCGCUGAGGUCGCUGCACUUCAAUGAUAGAUUAGAUUUGGUGCAGACUUGCGUCAAGGUGUGCAUGAAGACCGGGGAAAUAUUUCAUUCCCAUCCACCGCCUUCGCUAGGCGAGCGCUCUACACAUCUGCAGGGUCUUGCGCUGGGUUUGGUGUUACAGCAGGCGAGUGUGCUUUUCCCCAACGCCACGUCAGAGUAUAAGAACACCGGAAAUGUGGACCACGUCUUGAAAACAGAUACACUGCAAGAGGCUGACACUGCCGCUUCAUUAGGCUCAGAACCGGCUACGGUGCGCACGGACGUACCCCAAAAUGUAAGUGCCAGCACUAUAUUCCCAUUUGCACGCACACAUACGCACACAAGCACGCAGCACUUCAAGCUACCUCCCUGUAGAGUGGCUGUGCUGGGUGCAGGCGGUUGCUCACUACCAGGCUUCCUACACGAAUUGCUGCCGUACGUAUACUUAGACUGUGUCGAAUCGCAUGCCGAUGUGAUUGCAAUGGCCAGGAAUUGUUUUGGGGUUCGUGAGCUUGAGGAGACGAGUGCGCGAUUCCAUAUGCACGAGACGACAGCCGAGAAAUGGAUCGACGAGGAGUUUACGCGGCAGUACAGUUCAAGGGAUGUCAGUAGUGAUGUUUCACCCUUUGAUUUGAUGGCAGCUUACACCAAGUAUACUACUCUACUGAGCGAGACUGAAAAGAAGGGGGUUGCCGUAGACGCGCGUAACAAGAGUUGUAAGCCGCUUGAUUUAGUCAUUAUAGAUAUUGAAAAUGGGGAUAUGGCAGACCUUAUCUUUGGGAUGCGGCCCACAAAAGGAAGUGAGCAAUCCCGCAGCAGCUCUUCAGAUACAAGCAACACAUCUAACGACGCGUGUGCGCCUUCUGAGAGUGUGACUCACAACAACAAAGUAUGUGUAGAUGUGGGUGGUGUCUCAGGCGAUGAUAGUUCUCAGGGGUACUGUCUAAUUGCGCCUCCGGAAUCAAUCCUGGAGAGCUCGUUUAUGACCAAGGUGUGUGCGAGUGUGGGACCCUACGGAGUGGUGGCCAUGAAUGUACUAGGUACCGAGGAGGCUCUACUGAAGGUACGAGAACGUUUGAACGCGCGUGUACCCACCGGAUGGACGAAGUCGAGAUGUACAGCCACUGAAGUAUCCCAGACACGACACGGAAACAUCAAGCACUGUAUAGUGAUGCUGAGAAAUGGGCCGCAGGUGGAUAGAAGUGUUCUGGUGAAGGUGGUGAAGGCCAUGCCGAAUGUGUUGGAUGAUUCCACCUACUGGUUUGACAGUUGGGUGGAGUGGUAGGUGAGCGAUAACAUACUGCCUGCUUGGUGGUACUAACAUUUCUAAGCGUGAACACUGCGCAAAUAUAUAAUCGAUUCCGCCAGUGAAACAUCAGCGUUAUAUGUUCACACCGUCAUGCGUGCUAUUCAAAAACGUUUAGCAACGGACACGGUAUCUAAAAAUUUAAAAAGUGCAGUAAACCUUCAAUCGAUAGUGAAUGUUGCAGAACUCCUAAUACCAUCGAAUUAUAUGCUCUGCUAUCGAUACCUGAGACUGCGAUUCUACUAAGAAGGGUGAUAUGCAAUUGCACAAUUAGUGAAAGCCUCUACUGUCAAUUUGUCAAUUAUAAAUAAAUUUACAGUGGGUUCAAGAGCG
Sphaeroforma arctica JP610 is the source of this 2731-nucleotide messenger RNA. RefSeq lists its product as hypothetical. The transcript has a single exon. Bases 356 to 2377 code for a protein of 673 amino acids. The record is from RefSeq and is a predicted model, not a curated record. Lineage: Eukaryota; Ichthyosporea; Ichthyophonida.